UUUAGUCAACAUGUCGAGUCCAAAAACGAAGAGGACCUUUUUAGGCUUCGAUUUCAGCACACAGCAGGUUAAGGCAAUGGUUAUUGAUGAUACUCUGAAAGUGAUUAAUGAAACACAUAUCAAAUUUGACACUGAUUUGCCAGAGUUCAGAACUCGUGGAGGAGUCCAUGUGGCAGAGGACAAUGUGACGAUCACUGCACCCACUAUUAUGUGGGUUAAGACAUUAGACCUGCUGUUAGAGAAGAUGAAAAAAGGUGGGGUUGACUUCUCUACAGUUGCUGCCUUGUCUGGAUCUGGACAGCAACAUGGCAGUGUUUACUGGAAGAUGGGAGCAAGACAGGUUCUAUCAACACUACAGCCAAACCAGACCCUAGCAGAACAGUUAAAGGAUUGUUUCAGUAUACCUGACUCCCCUGUAUGGAUGGAUAGUAGCACUACUGAGCAGUGUCGACAGUUGGAAAAAGCACUAGGUGGACCACAGGCUUUAGCAGAUUUGACUGGUGCAAAAGCAUUUGAGCGAUACACAGGGAACCAGAUUGCCAAAAUAUACCAAACCAACCGUGAAGGCUAUGAUAACACUGAGAGGAUUUCCCUUGUGAGCAGUUUUGGAGCUUGUCUGUUUCUUGGUGAUUAUGCCCCCAUUGACAGCAGUGAUGGCUCUGGCAUGAACUUGAUGAAUAUAAGAAAGAGAGUCUGGGAUCCUGACUGUUUGAAAAUCUGUGGGGGUGAAACUUUGGAGAAGAAACUAGGGCAGAUUGUCCCAUCACAUACCAAUGUGGGUCCCAUUUCCAGCUACUUUGUGGACAGAUAUGGCUUCUCCCCUGACUGCAGAGUCAUUGUAUUUACUGGGGAUAAUCCAGCAUCCCUGGCUGGAAUGACCUUGAACCAAGGAGCAGUUGGGGUCACCCUGGGUACCAGUGACUGUGUCUUUCUGUGGCUUGUAGAACCAAAGCCAAACACUCAGGGGGUCAUCUUCUCCAACCCAGUCCAAACCAGUAACUACAUGGCACUUUUAUGCUUUAAAAAUGGCUCCUUAACGAGAGAGGGAAUCAGAGACAAGUGUGCUGAUGGAUCAUGGGAGAAGUUUGACCAACUUCUUGAACUGACACCAAAGGGAAAUAAUGGCAAUAUUGGUAUGUACUUUGAUGUUCAGGAGAUUACUCCCUCCAUAUCAGGGGUACAUAGAUUCACAGCAGACAAUCAGAAGGUUUCUUCAUUCUCUGAUGCAGUAGAAGUGAGAGCAGUGUUGGAAGGGCAGUUUUUAUCCAGAAGAACCCAUGCUGAAAACUUGGGGUUUGCUCUAGGACCUAGUACCAAAAUCCUGGCAACAGGGGGCGCUUCAGUCAACAAACCUUUCCUGCAGGUGAUAGCCGAUGUGUUUGCAUCUCCAGUCUAUACACUGGAUGUGGCCAAUUCAACUUGCCUUGGUGCUGCUUAUAUGGCUAAGCAUGGCUGGCUAGGUGGGGACAAAGUGGUCAGUUUUGAUGAGGUGGUCAAGGGGGCUCUGGACUAUGUCCUUGCAGCAGAGCCAGACACCAGUGUCACAGAGAUGUAUAACACAAUGGCUGAUAGAUACAGAAGAUUGGAACAACAGAUUGCAAAGGAACAGGGAGCAGACUACUAAAGUCACUGACAGCAGGACCCAUUUCACAACAAAAACCUCGUCUUUCACUGGAAUUAAUUUGGUCCAGGUUAAUUCUGUAAUAAUUCGCUAAUAAUGCCUUUUGUUUUUGGUCAAUAUCCUCAUUUUAGGAGACAGUUUUUAUUUAUCCCAAACAAGCUCAAAUUUUCUGUUUUUUAGUUCAUACCAACUUAUGGCUAUUUUUUUUCUUUAUGUGUGCAUGUGUCUAACGACAUUUCAACUUUAUUGGAAGUGCUUUAUACCAAAUAUAACACUUCGUGGUGUCAUUACUGAAAUGGUGUCCAAACUAGGCGGUCUCUUUUGGACCGCAGAUAAUCAUGUUGAAACAUUGAGAUAAAAUAUCUGACUAUUGAUAUGAUACAGUUAUCUCUGGAUAAGGAAGAGAGUGCAUUUAUUACAUUAUAUUAUAUGUUCAUAAUAUUUUAAUUGUAAAUUGAAAGUAUUACAGUAGGCCAUAUUCAAGGGGAAAAACAAUUUAAAAAAUGCACUCCAUAUAUAUAUAUAUGAAACUGCUGAUUGCACUUCCAUGUUGACUUCUAUUGAGAUGUGUCUAGAAAUAUUUAUGUGGCAAUAACCUAUUACUGACCCAUCAAGACAGAUAUUAAGUAAUUUGGUGGAAGACAUUUUUCUUUCUAAAGGGAAAACUGACAUUAAGUCAAUGUUGGUUAUUAUGAUGUAAAGGCUCUCAUAUGAGAAAGAGGUUACUGGAAACCAUUUUUAAUGAAUUUAAACACUGCCAUACUGAAAAAUAUUCUUGGUGCCAUAUUUCCAGACCAACUGCAUUGAGAUUUGUCAUGCACUGAAAUGUUAAGAAUUUGCAGACUUUAGAAAAUUAAUUUCAUUGAAGGCUGUAAAGAAAAUAUUGCAUGCAAAAAGUUAUGGUUAAUUUUCAAAUGUAUAUUUCCAGAUUUGUUAGAAGUUAGAUGCUAAAUUAACUUACUGACACAAGAUCAAAUAUAUUGUUAUAAUUAUAUUAUCAUAUGCUUAUAAACAAGAUCAGUGGUCUAUUUUCAAUGAUGUAUUUUUAGAUGUAAGAUGUCAUAUGAUACACAUUUCUGACAUACGCUCCUAAAGUUAUGUCAGAAGGAUAUUAAUCAGGGA
Molecule: messenger RNA, 2743 nt
Organism: Lingula anatina
Lineage: Eukaryota; Metazoa; Brachiopoda; Lingulata; Lingulida; Lingulidae
Product: xylulose kinase
Biological process (GO): xylulose metabolic process; D-xylose metabolic process; phosphorylation
Cellular component (GO): cytosol
Molecular function (GO): D-xylulokinase activity
Source: RefSeq, a predicted model, not a curated record